CGUGUUCUCUGUUCAUACUGAGAGAUUAAACAUUCAGUAAAUAUUUAUCUACGGAAACGUGACAGCUGUGUCGGAUGGACGGGAAUACCAGAUUACACGCUUUACAAAAUCAGCCAGGGACACAGAGCUGUGUCUGAGGAAGCAGACAAAAGCGUUAGUGUGUUUGCGUGCGUGCGUGCGUGCGUGCCUGUGUGUGUGUGUGUGUGCGCGCGCGCGCGUGCGUGUGUGUCCCAACAAAACAACGGUCCAGACAACGGUGCGUAAAUAUUGGAGGAAAUUUGGGAAGAAAGGAAGAGAGAAGAGAAACCUUCCACCUGAAAGCACAGAAAAGCUCCAGCGCGGUGCGGCCGCCACCAUGGCGCAUCUGCCGUGUAUCAGCAACCAGAACACUCGUCUGGAUCCUGAGCAGUAUUUCACCAAACUAGAGCGCAUCGGCAAAGGCUCGUUUGGAGAAGUUUACAAAGGAAUUAACAACCACACCAAAGAGGUGGUGGCUAUUAAGAUCAUAGAUCUAGAGGAGGCAGAGGAUGAGAUCGAAGACAUUCAGCAGGAGAUCACAGUUCUCAGCCAGUGUGACAGUCCCUUCGUCACCAAGUACUUUGGCUCUUACCUGAAGGGCACUAAGCUGUGGAUCAUCAUGGAGUAUUUGGGUGGUGGUUCUGCACUAGACAUGCUAAAGCCAGGACCUCUGGAGGAGGCCUACAUCGCCACUAUUCUCCGAGAGAUCCUUAAAGGACUGGACUACCUCCACUUAGAGAGGAAGAUCCACAGGGACAUUAAAGCUGCUAACGUCUUGCUGUCAGAGCACGGAGAGGUGAAGCUGGCCGACUUCGGCGUGGCAGGUCAGCUAACAGACACACAGAUCAAGAGGAAUACUUUUGUGGGAACACCAUUCUGGAUGGCUCCUGAAGUCAUUAAACAGUCUGCAUAUGAUUUUAAGGCUGACAUCUGGUCAUUAGGCAUCACAGCCAUUGAGCUGGCCAAAGGAGAGCCCCCGAACUCAGACCUGCACCCCAUGAGGGUUCUUUUCCUCAUCCCUAAAAACAACCCACCCACUCUGGAGGGUAACUACAGCAAAGCCUUCAAGGAGUUUGUGGAAGCGUGUCUUAACAAAGACCCACGGUUUAGACCAACAGCCAAAGAGCUGCUUAAGCAUAAAUUUAUUAGCCGCUACACUAGGAAAACAUCCUACUUAGCAGAGCUGAUUGACCGCUACCGACGCUGGAAGUCUGAGGGCCAUGGGGAUGAGUCCAGCUCUGAUGACUCAGACAUGGAUGGUGAAGGCGAAGCAGAUCAGAGUCCUAUGUGGACGUUCCCUCCCACCGUAAGACAAACUUUGAACAAGCUUCAGAGAGGAAAUAACAAUCCAGAUAGUAAGACAGAUGUGAUGAAGAGAAAACCGAAGUCCUCCUCACUCACAACACUCCUCAUACCGGCCUUUAAAGAGAUAAAAGAAAAGCGCCGUGUGACUGGAGGAGUAGUGUGUGCAUUAGAGGAGCUGGAGAAUGCCUUUAACUUGGCCGAGGAGUCGAGUCCGGGAAUCUCAGACCGUUUACUCACCCAUGUGGUGGAGAGAGUGUGCAGGUUUACACUUAAUGGGAACACAACACCUCCAAAGCGAUGAGAGCUCUUAGAGAAAACAGUCUGCAUUAAAUCACACCAUCGAUCCACCUUCUUCAUGGUCUCCUCUCCGACACGUUUAUAAAAGACCUGGACCUUUUCAUCAAUGCCACCCAUCUUAUUAUGGCACAUUAUGGGAUGUUUUUCAUAGAUUUUCGUUAUAGAAUGAUUGCUUUUACAAAGUCAAGAUCUGUCUAUAGCAGGAUGUGAUGUUAGACUUUACCAUAUUAAUAAACCAAAAGGAUAAAAAGAUAUGGAGCUGUGUUUUAGAACAGAAACUAAGGCAUUGAAUGCUUUAUGAAUUAUAGAUACCAUUACAAAUAAGAGUCAUUUCAAUCUCAGAUCCCAAUUAAUUACCAGAUUUGUUUUUAUUAGUUAUUUUUUGUUGUUUUUUUUAAUGUAAUGACAUGGGACUGACUACAGCAACAUGGUACACAAUAAAUAGGAGCAUCGUGCAUCAGAGACAGGAGUAAAAGAUGGUGUUCAGAGUCACUAAAUGGUAGAAGCAACCUGGAGCUUUGGUAAAGCUCAUUCUAAACUCUACUGUACAUGUGACGUGUGAAAAUGCCUUUUUACGUGGAAAGGAAAGUCAAGAGAGAAAUAUUACAAAUUCCAGUUUGGGUAAAGAAGUGUAUAAAAGUAAUGAGCAAAAAACCAAUCAGAGGUUUGAUGAAACUGCUAAUAAUCCAGGAUUUAUGAAUUGUGCAUAAUAUCUGCUUACUUAUACAGUAUUAAAAAAAGUAUCCAUAUAGUCACAUGUACCGACUAAUGUGUGGCUGAAAAAACCUCAGUCAAGGUUUUCAGUCUUAUGACAUUUUUAGGUCUUUGGUUGGACCCAAUACAGCAUUCAUUUCCCAAUGUAAAAGUCUGUGAUUCAAUAUCAAUCAAUAUCAAGUCAAAUCUCCCAGAUAAGAUCAAAUUAAUUUACAGUUCAUCUCAGCCCUUAUGAGUAAACAUAACAUAUAUCGGUUUCAUAAAGGAACACUUCAGGUGAAAGUGAAAUCUACACAAUUUUAUCCAUAUACCAACACAAAUGAUCAGCCAAGAGGCGUCUGUUUUAGUUUUGCACUUAUAGCUGCUAUGUGAUGUGGUUUCUGAGUGAUGGCACAUAGUAAUGUAUUUAAAAAAAGAACAGCAAAAAAUUAAUACACACAGCAAAAAAAACAAAAAACAAAACAGUAGUAGCAGCCACACGGAAGCCAGAAUCACUUUCCUCCUCAGCACAGUUUGUAGUCACUCCACACAAACAGGUUUGAAGGCCAAACCGUACAUUAAAAAUGAUUUGGAUGAA
This is a messenger RNA of Tachysurus fulvidraco (yellow catfish), 2911 nucleotides long. It is a transcript of the gene stk25a, whose product is annotated as serine/threonine kinase 25a. Gene Ontology annotation, molecular function: protein kinase activity; ATP binding. NCBI's taxonomy places the organism in Eukaryota, Metazoa, Chordata, Actinopteri, Siluriformes, Bagridae. Gene Ontology annotation, biological process: protein phosphorylation. The transcript has 11 exons. The record is from RefSeq and is a predicted model, not a curated record. The coding region runs from base 356 to 1624 and encodes 422 amino acids.